Daucus carota subsp. sativus is the source of this 2582-nucleotide messenger RNA. RefSeq names its product protein ABC transporter 1, mitochondrial. Bases 196 to 2025 code for a protein of 609 amino acids. Lineage: Eukaryota; Viridiplantae; Streptophyta; Magnoliopsida; Apiales; Apiaceae. The transcript has 8 exons. The record is from RefSeq and is a predicted model, not a curated record. Gene Ontology annotation, biological process: ubiquinone biosynthetic process.
AUUCUCCUGUUGAAAAAGAGGGAAAGCUUAACGGAGAGACAACACGCACGUAGAUAGUCGCAGUGGAGGCGCGGCACUGAUUCUGGCCGCACCUUUCUUUUCGGACUCAAUAACCCCGCUAUAAAUUAUUUCUCCUUUUUAAAUCUCGAACAAUUUAUUUAAUCGCCAAUAUUUUUAGCUUUGUCAGCCGUUACAAUGACUUUGAAAGAACUCAACAAACUUUUCAACGGCGUCUCUCUCGUCUGCAGAGAGAUCGCCGCGCGGCAAGGCGGCGCCGAUUUCCAAACCCUAAUUAAAACCGCCGUGCUCUCCGCCACCGACAUAACCGGUCUCACUAAAGGCAAUCUUGUUCGGUUCUCUCCCUCUAAACCUCCUCCCUCUCAUUCUAAUUCGAAAGACAGCGUCGUCUAUUUCUCCGACGUCGCCGCCGCGCCGCCGGUAUUGCAGUCGGAGAGUGAGGUGUCAGCGACGCAAUCAAGUUCUUCAAGUAGUGAUGAUGAUGUUGCUGUUGGUUCUCAAUUAGGCGGAGAGGUUGAGUUUUCGAGUGUGAUUGGUGAUGUGGCAGUAGGAGAAGCUAAGACGGUUGAGGUUUCGAAUGCGGCUGGUGAUGUGGCAGUAGGAGAAGCUAAGCCGGUGGCGGUAGUUAAGAAGAGGAAGCUGAGGGAGAGGAAAGUUCCGUCUACUUCGUUUUCCAGAGCCUUAGGGUUUGCUGGUUUGGGUGCUGGACUAGCAUGGGGAACAGUUCAGGAAUCGACCAGAAGACUAGUUUAUGGUACGCCUAUCUCGAAAGAUCAGAAAUCUGCAGUUUCUCCAUUCUUGUCAGAUAAAAAUGCAGAACGUUUGGCUCUUGCAUUAUGCAGAAUGCGUGGAGCGGCACUCAAGCUGGGCCAGAUGUUGAGCAUCCAAGAUGAAUCUCUAGUACCUGCUCCGAUCCUGGCUGCUCUGGAUAUCGUUCGCCAGGGCGCAGACGUGAUGCCGAGGAGCCAGCUCAAUCAGGUGUUGGAAGCUGAGUUGGGUCCUCAAUGGUCGUCUAAGUUGACAAGCUUUGAUUAUGAACCAUUGGCUGCUGCAAGUAUAGGACAGGUGCAUCGUGCAGUCACAAAGGAUGGAUUGGACGUUGCCAUGAAAAUCCAGUACCCCGGUGUUGCGGAUAGCAUUGAUAGUGACAUUGAUAAUGUGAAAUUGAUUUUAGAUUACACGAAUCUGCUUCCAGAAAAAAUGUAUCUUGACAGAGCUAUUAUAGUAGCAAAAGAAGAACUAUCCCGUGAAUGUGACUAUAUAUUGGAGGCAAAUAACCAGAAAAGAUUUCGUAAGUUGUUAUCCGACACAGAAGGCUUUUAUGUUCCCAUGGUGAUAGAUGAUAUACUGAGCAAAAGAGUUUUAACUACAGAACUGGUUUCAGGAAUUACGAUUGAUAAGGUGGCAUUACUGGAUCAAGAGACUCGUAAUUAUGUUGGAAGAAAGUUGCUAUAUUUAACUCUGCAAGAGCUGUUUGUCUUUCGUUUUAUGCAGACAGAUCCUAAUUGGGGUAAUUUCUUAUAUGACGAGAAUUCGAGAAUAAUCAAUCUCAUCGAUUUUGGCGCAGCUCGGGAUUACCCAAAACGUUUUGUGGAUGAUUAUUUGAGAAUGGUUGUAGCUUGUGCAAAUAAUGACAGAGAAGCUGCGAUCGAGAUGUCCCAAAGGCUCGGGUUUCUCACAGGAAUGGAAUCGGACAUAAUGUUAGAAGCACACGUUCAAGCUGGGUUUAUUGUCGGAUUGCCAUUUUCAAAGCCUGGUGGAUAUGAUUUCCGUACUACUAAUAUUACACAAAGCAUUACAAACCUUGGGGCAACAAUGCUGAGGCAUAGGUUGACACCCCCUCCUGAUGAAGCUUACAGCCUCCACCGAAAACUUUCUGGUGCUUUCCUUGCCUGUAUCAAGCUUGGAGCUGUUGUACCAUGCAGGGAUGUGCUUCUUGAAGUGUAUGAAGGUUACAAGUUUGGUGAAGAUAACAUUGAAAUUUCUAAUGGUAGCUCAGCUGAGUGAUAUAUGUCAUCUCAUUUGGAUCAAUGUUCCAACUUCCACCCAUAUAUAUGGUUUUCCUUUUGGCGCCAAAUUCUUCAUUUAAAUUGCUCGAUAAUUAGCUUCAGGUUGCAGGUCUUUCUGUUAGCUGCCUUCAAGCCAGCAUCUAGUGAAAAUCUAGAUAUGGUGGAGUGAGUUGAGUUUUUUUUAGCUGCAGAGGGCAUUAUCGGGGCGGUUUAUAGUUAGUUAAGGCUAAUAAUAUCCCGAAGGUCGGAAAUUCGCUGCAGUGACCUACUGUCAUGUCACAUUUAUUUCUUUAUAAUAUUAGUUCAACCACAUGAAUUGACUGUCGAGGACAGGAGCAAGUGAUAUUUUUUUCCGGAUCCAAGGAAAUCUGAGGAGGUCCUGAUUCAAUAAAUGUUACUUUAUAGAGGAUAAAUAUGUCGUCAUUACUUCCAUUCAAUACUGAACUUGCUGGCUGUUAAAGAUUCAUUUAUAUAAUUAUAGUGAGUAGUGAUUUUCUUCAUUUGUAUUGUAACCUACAGGACAUCAAUAAUGAAUAGUUGGAUGUGUUAUGUUCA